ACGCCCAAGAUUCCUCCUAAUCCAAGCUCCAUUCCCCAUUACGUGACACUGUCCCAUCCCCAUUCCCGAAUCCUAUUCCACGGAGCCGUUGGAAUCCCAUUCCGAUUCCACGGAGCCGCUCCCUCCGAUCUAUUCCGUCAUAGUUCCGAAUAUUUGAUCCGAACGAGGACCCUAGUUAGUCCCUCUGUCUGCUUCGCUUCCCGCGUUCUAGCGCGCAUUCUAGCGCGCAUUGGCGCAAAAUGCCGAAGAAACUAGCGCCCAACACCAAGGCGGAGGAAGCGCGCGAGCGCAAGGCGGCGGCGGCGGACGAUAAGAAACGCGCGGCGGAGAAAGCCAAGGAGGACGCGCGAUGGGCGGAUGACGCCCCCAAGGGCCGCGCCGCGAAGAAAAAGGAGGAGGACGAGCAGAAGCGCGUGGAAGCCGCCGCGAAACGCGCGGAAAAGAAGCGACUCGAGGAGCUCGAGGCGAAGGAAAUGGCCAAGAUCUCGGGGAAGGGCGUAUCUGGGGGGGGGGGCGGAGGCGGAGGCGCUGGCGCGGGGGCUCGGCGCGCGGGUGCGGGGAGCAGCAGCGGUGGUGGAAGCGCGAAAGUAACCCAGGCGGAGCUUGCGCGGAUCAAGGAGCGCGAGCAGCAGGAGCUGGCGGGCGCGGAGGCGGAGCGGCGGAAGAAGGCCGCGCGCGUGGCGGAAGAGGCGGAGUACGCGCGGAUCUUAGAGGUGGAAAACACCAACCGCAUGGCGGUGGCGGUGGAUGCGCGAAACGUGGGCGAGGCGCUGAGUCAGCUGAGCGUGGCGGCUGGCGACGAAGGGAGCAGUAGUGUGGAUAAGCACCCGGAGAAGAGAAUGAAGGCCGCCUUCAAGGCCUUCGAAGAGUCGGAGCUCCCUCGCCUCAAGCAGGAGCGGCCUGGCUUGACCCUGACGCAGUACAAGGAGCAGAUCUGGAAGCAGUGGAAAAAGUCACCACAGAACCCCAUGAACCAACAGUGAUCGUUCUUUUGAGUCGACUCAAAAGCUUCCUCCUCGUAUCAAGCAGGAGUGGCCUGGCUUGACCCUGAGUCCUGAGUCCUGACCCAGUACAAGGAUCAGACCUGGAAGCAUUGGAAAAAAUCGCCACAGAACAGAACCCCAUGAACCACCAGCGAUGGCGCUCGUUGAAAAGAACAGUAGGUAGGUAGGUACUACCAGUGGUGGGGUGGUGGUAGUGGGUGUACUUCAGUAGUAAAGAAGACCGUGCUACAUUGUUAGGUUAGGUGUUGUUGGAAAUAUCUCAAAGGACUUGAGCGUUUCUGAAGCGUAACACUGCACUCGAGGAAGACUACAAGGGAGCACGCGAGUCAACGGAGGUUACAUGAGGGGGCGGACAAAGAAUGCGAAAAGACUCGAAAGGUCGCAACUGGAGGUUGCGACUGACCGUUACAACAUCACGGAUGGUAACCGAAGCGGCAGUCGAGUCGCUGUGCGACUCGAUAAACCAUUCUUGUAACUUGUAACACUGCACUCGAGGAAGACUACAAGGGAGCACGCGAGUCAACGGAGGUUACAUGAGGGGGCGGACAAAGAAUGCGAAAAGACUCGAAAGGUCGCAACUGGAGGUUGCGACUGACCGUUACAACAUCACGGAUGGUAACCGAAGCGGCAGUCG
Messenger RNA from Closterium sp. NIES-67, 1638 nucleotides. NCBI's taxonomy places the organism in Eukaryota, Viridiplantae, Streptophyta, Zygnematophyceae, Desmidiales, Closteriaceae. The record is from the annotation of a GenBank genome assembly.